GACGCGUGCGGUAUCGUUGAAACUGAAAGUAUGUGGUAGUUUGAUGUUGUGGUAAGUGGUGUUUAUGUAAUUCAUUGCAGGAAAAAAACUACGAAAAAUUUGUUAUUUUAAAAUAAAAGUGAAAUGCGUUUCAUAUCUAUAAGUGCUCACGUUCCGGUAUACGUUUUAAUAGAGAUAGGUAGUGACAUCACUUUGUGUCAGGAUUUCGUAAAUAUAAACAGAACUGGCAGAACAACCACUGUUGAUCAGCAGAUCGGAGAGAUAUAGUAUAGAAUGGCAGAAGAUGCAAGCUGUAGCCCCAGUCUUCUGAAUAAGAUAUAUAUGUUUAAGAGAGAGGGACCAGCAGCAACACUGCCACGGAUCUCCAAUGACUGUGAUUUCCAACCAGUUAGAAAUGGCAUUGAUGCAAACGUGAUAGAGCUAGAUGAUGAUGAUGACGACGUGAAGCCGUUUCAGCGUAAGAAGAUUACUUAUUGUAUAAUAGAUGAUGAUGACGAUGAUGACAUCCAAGAGAUACCUAUCGAGCCAGUACCAUCAGUUUCUGAAGAACAAGAGGUUAUUCCUGUAGAGAAUGGGGUAGAACCUGAGGCUGUUGAUGGCAUACAACCUGAGGCUGUUGAUGACAUACAUGAAAAACAAGUAAGCCUUGACUUCCUGGAAGAUGCAUUUCCCACUAAAGAUAAAAUGGAAUUACAAGAUGCCCUUGCACGCAGCAACUGGAAUGUGGAGCAAGCAAUGGCCAGACUCUGUGAAGAGAAGUUUUCUGAUACAGCUAAAAGAAAAAAUGAUGAUGAACUGCAGCACAAGAAAGUUAAGAAAGCAAAGAAAAACUAUAGGGAUAUUGAAGACAGGACAUCUGAUGUUGAUGAUGAUGAUGCCCAGCCAUUCAAGAGAAGGUUAUUUGAUAGUGAUGAUUCUGAAACUGAAACAACUGAUGUGAGUAACCAUGACAAGAAGAAAGUCCUGGAGUUUUUGUCAACGGCAACAAUUCCUGAACUGAAAGCUAUGUCAUACUGUUCGCAGAAGAAGGCAGAGGCAAUUAUUGAGCAGCGCCCUUUCAGUAGUUGGAGUGAUCUCGUUGAAAAGUUUCAGAGUGGAAAACACCUUGGUACAGAGUUACUGAAUUCUGCACAGGAUAUCUUAAGUACCCGCAGGGAAGUGAAGGAACUAAUGAAGAGAUGUGUAAAACUUGCCAAAAAGUUAGAAAAAGCUGUGCUUGAAGGUGCUACUGGCAUAAAGGAGCAGCCAGAAUUGUUAUCAGAUGGUCUCAAGCUAACAGCUUAUCAGAUGGUUGGCCUAAACUGGUUAAUGGUUCUACACAAUCAGAAGGUCAAUGGAAUUUUGGCUGAUGAAAUGGGACUUGGAAAAACUGUCCAAAUAAUUGCAUUCCUAGCACAUCUCAAGAAACUUGGGAUCGCACAAAAUGUUCCUCACUUAAUAAUAGUACCUUCCUCAACUCUAGAUAAUUGGAGCAAUGAAUUUGAAAGAUGGUGUCCAUCUUUACGUGUUGCUGUUUAUUAUGGACAUCCUGAUGAAAGAAGACUAAUGCGUGUUAAGUGGAUCAAGGGCGGCAUGGAUGACGUUGAUGUUGUAAUAACAACGUAUACAGUCCUAAACAGUUCACCUGAAGAGAAAAAACUGUUCCGAGUGUUAGAAGUAAACUAUGUCAUACUAGAUGAAGGUCACAUGUUAAAAAAUAUGACAACUCAGCGAUUUGAAACACUGAUGAGGAUAAAUGCGAGGAGAAGAGUAUUGUUGACUGGCACCCCAGUGCAAAAUAAUUUAGUGGAACUUAUGUCGCUGUUAACAUUUUUAAUGCCAAAUAUGUUUGCUGGAAGAAAAGAGGAUUUAAAAAAGAUAUUUUCAAAAGGGCAGAAACAAGCUGCAGAAAAUGAAAAGAAAGACCAGCAACCACAAUUUGAGCAACAACAGAUUGCACAAGCACGAAGAAUCAUGAAACCAUUUCUACUGAGGCGACUGAAAUCUGAGGUAUUGAAAGACCUCCCCAAAAAGACUGAAUCUCUCGUGAUGUGUCCCAUGAAUAAAAACCAGAAAAUUAUGUAUGAUAACCUGGUUAAAGCCUUCUCAAAAGCUGCAACAGAGACUGAUUUAUCGGAGGGCAAUGAGGGGGACGGUCUGAGUGGAAUAGGUAUGACAAUGGAUUUGCGUAAAAUGGCAAAUCACCCUCUGUUGUUACGGUAUAAUUACACUGACGAACAGCUGAAAAGUAGUGCUGCAUAUCUUGCCCGUAACCCAUCAUAUAAAGGGGACAAGGAAGAUGUCAUCUUUGAAGACCUAGCAUGUAUGUCGGAUUUCCAACUGCAUCAGUUGUUCAUAGAGUUCAAGGAGCUUUCCAAGAAUGCAUUACCUACUGAAUUAUUCUUUGAGUCUGGAAAGUUUGAAAAGUUUGAUGAAAUCCUGCCUAAUCUGAAAAGUGAAGGCCACAGGGUACUGAUUUUUAGUCAGUUUGUGAUCAUGUUGGAUGUUAUGGAAGAGUACUUGAGACUUCGAGAUUAUUCAUACCUUCGUCUUGACGGAAGUACCCAAGUAACAUUUAGGCAGGAAUUAAUCAAUACAUUUAAUGAAGAUGACAGUAUUUUCAUCUUUCUUCUGUCAACACGAGCUGGAGGGAUGGGGAUAAAUCUAACUGCAGCUGACACAGUAAUCAUCCAUGAUAUUGAUUUCAAUCCAUACAAUGAUAAACAAGCUGAAGAUAGGUGUCACCGUGUAGGGCAGUCAAGAGAUGUGACAGUAAUUAGGUUAAUUAGUGAGGGAACUAUUGAAGAAGGAAUGCUCCAAAUAGCACAGGAGAAGCUUUCAUUGGAACGACAGAUCAAUAGUGAAGAUAAUGUUGCGGACAGCAAGAAUGUAGUUUGUUUAUUGAAACAAGCACUUGGACUGGAAGCAAGGACUGCUGGCAAAUAAUUUAUACAUACUUAAAUAAAGCGGUGCAUAGCUUUGUUUGCAGUUUUUGUUGAUGACUGCUUGUGGAAGGAAAGGCGUGUGUUACUGGUGUGAAUCGAGUAAUUAUGAGUCAUUGUACAUAGUGUCGAGACAACAGGAUUAUAUAAUUAUCGUCAGAUGGUGAAUAAGUGGCAGAGCAUUUAUGUAUGUCUUGUUUACCAAUAAUGUGAUGAUGAUAUCCUAAAUGAGAAAAUUUGGCAUAGGUGCAAAUAUAUAUGUCAAAUAAUAAUUUGUUUCUUUAACGAGAAACUUUUAGGCAUCGAAUUUUAAGUUGAAAGGAAUGGCUACCUGAUGUUAGGUGAAGCUGUACUUUCUGAAAUGUGAUAUGCUUUACUUACUCUUUUACUUAACAUUUUAACUCUCUUGCAGAGGUUUGAUAUCCAUUUUCAGUAUUAAGAACCUACAAACUGUAUUGUAGAGAGGGCACAUUCAGUUCUACUUUUGUUGUAAUUAUUUAUAAUUUUGUUUUCCUUCAGAAAUAUCUGUUAUGAAGUCUGUAUGGUGUCACACAUAGUUGUAAUUAAAUUUUUUUCUAUUUGUA
Messenger RNA from Schistocerca piceifrons (Central American locust), 3505 nucleotides. Its product is annotated as SWI/SNF-related matrix-associated actin-dependent regulator of chromatin subfamily A containing DEAD/H box 1 homolog. The record is from RefSeq and is a predicted model, not a curated record. The transcript has 17 exons. Gene Ontology annotation, molecular function: chromatin binding; ATP-dependent chromatin remodeler activity; ubiquitin binding. The coding region runs from base 274 to 2925 and encodes 883 amino acids. NCBI's taxonomy places the organism in Eukaryota, Metazoa, Arthropoda, Insecta, Orthoptera, Acrididae. Gene Ontology annotation, cellular component: nucleus.